Molecule: messenger RNA, 6682 nt
Organism: Haliotis rufescens (red abalone)
Lineage: Eukaryota; Metazoa; Mollusca; Gastropoda; Lepetellida; Haliotidae
Exons: 3
Coding region: 5360-6376 (338 amino acids)
Source: RefSeq, a predicted model, not a curated record
GUUUAGUCGUCAAGCUGCUCGCAAAGAAGGAAACACAUAUCACUCGUGGGACGUAUCCCGGUAAGACACUGGCUGCUGUCACCAGGACGAAUCGUGUACAAUGGCAUCAACUUGUGACAGAGCUAUAGCAACAAUAGCUGCCGUCGUUCUUCAGGAGGCUUCUCUAGAGAACACAUCGAUCGGAGAUGUAAUAUCUGUAAUUGAAACGCAGUAGUUUUAAACUAGCUAGUGUAUAAUAUUAUGACAGGCCAACAGAUGUCCGCUCUUGUUAUGUGAUUAGUUGCAGGUAAGCGCAAUCACGUGCUCUUAUGUAACAUGCGACAGUCUGAAUAAACAGCCGGUCAAGUGGCAGGCUCGUCUCCCUACUCCCGCGUUUGUCGUUCCUCCCUAAGAACCCAACAUUUUUGCGACGAGGAUGGGAUCCAAGGUAGCUAUGAAGUAUAUGUAAAGGAACUUUUGUACGUUUAUCUGGCUGUUUGACGGUACAUUGACGAGGUGUGUUCGUUGCGACGAGUGUGUUAGCCAAGAGCACGUGGUCUGCUGACCUUUGUUUCACCCGUCAGUGUGAAGUAGGAGAAGCGGUAUAGAUGAACAUUGACUUUUGUUUCGCUCUUCUUGAGGCAUUAUAACCGUCACUAUCUUCAGCUCAGAGAUUAUGGCUACCACGGGUUUAGUUUUCGGAUUGUUUGAAUUUAAUCCAAAGAAGUCGACAUGGUAGGAAUGGUGUGAGAUACUGACACAUGUUUUCGUGGCAAACGGAAUUACAGACGAAGACAAUCAGAAAAGCAUACUGUUAGCGUCAUGUGGAACUGAAACUUACCAGUUGAUAAGAGCAUUGGUUCAGCCCGUGAAACCUAGCGAGAAAACGUUUGACCAGCUGGUGGUUUUAUUGAAAGAACAUUUCACGCCAAAACCAUCGGAAAUUGUACCGAGAUUUAAAUUUCAUUCACGGAAUAGGAAGGCUGGUAAAAGUGUAGCUGCCUAUGUCGCGGAAUUGAGAAAAUUGACUGACGGGUGUGAUUUUGGAACGUCUGUACAGGCCAUGUUGAGAGACAGGUUAGUGUGUGGUAUUUGUGAUGACAAUAUUCAGAAAAAGUUGUUGUCAGAGACUGCUCUAACAUUUAGUAGUGCAUUGAAAAUUGCUAACGCAAUUGAGGCGGCAGACAAGAAUCUACAGGAUCUUCACGGUGAUAAAAUUGUGGGCCAUUCAGUACACAAGUUUCGCAGCAAGCCAUCAGCACAAUGUACCAAAGACCAGAGGCCUCAUGUUGGAUCCGGAAAUAACAAACCUUGUUUUAGAUGUGGAAAAACUACUCAUGCUCCACACAUGUAUUUUUAUAUGAAUGAGAAGUGUCAUAAGUGUGGAAAACGUGGCCAUAUUGUGAGCUUCUGCAGGUCAGAAGAAUCAAUUCCGCAGAAACAGAAUUCUAAGGCUAAAUUCAAGGGAAGACAGAAAGUGAAUGCUGUAGUGAGUGAGGUGAACUAGUGUGGCCCAGGUAACAGCAGUGCUAGUGUGGAAGACUUGUUGCUAUUUCAUGUUAGUUCUCAGCCUUCUGCUAAAGGUGAUCCAAACUACCCAAACCCCUACUACAUUACAGUGGAUGUUAAUGGCACACCAGUGACGUUUGAAGUUGACACGGGAUGUCCAGUGACCAUUGUGAAUGAGCAGACGGCUCAAAGAAUUGGCCUUCAGUCAUCGACAUUGUACACAUCGCAAGUAUCCCUGCAAAGUUAUACAGGACAGGAAGUAGAUUUGAAUGGUUAUACUACUGUGGAAGUAUCUUACGAGGAGAGAUCUUACUCCUUACCGAUUUCCAUAGCCAAGGGUAAUGGUUCCAAUCUUUUAGGUCGUACAUGGGUACAGCCUUUGAACUUUGACCUGAGGGAUGUUUCGGUGAACCUGAUGACAUCUACAGAUUUGACACUUAAUGAUGUUCUUGAACGACACUCAGCUGUUUUUGAGGAAGGUCUUGGAACACUUGAGGGAUUCCAAGCUCACAUCUACGUGGAUAAAGAUGCAACUCCGAAGUUUUUCAAACCUAGAUCUGUGCCGUAUGCAAUACGUCAGAAGAUAGAAGUUGAACUGGUCGCUUGCUGAGUGAAGGCAUUAUUGAGCCAGUCAAGCAUUCUGAGUGGGCGUGUCCCAUUGUGCCAGUCAUUAAACCUGAUUCUUCUGUCAGGAUUUGUGGAGAUUUUAAACUGACAGUGAAUCAGUUAUCAAAAUUGGAGCAAUAUCCAAUACCGACGUUGAAGAUUUGUGCACGAAGCUAUCUGGGGGUGUAAAGUUCACCAAACUUGACAUGAGUCAUGCGUAUCAACAGUUAGUCUUGGAUGAAGAAUCGCGAAAAUAUGUCGUGAUUAACACCCACAAAGGACUCUUUAGGUACACAAGAUUGCCAUUUGGAGUAUCUUCGGCACCCGUUAUCUUUCAACGGAUGAUUGAAAGUAUACUACAGGGACUCGAUUACUCAGCGGGUUAUCUCGACGAUAUCAUGAACUCUGGAAUCGACGACAGUGAGAAUCUUCGUAUUCUGGAUGAAGUACUUCAUCGAUUGUCAGAAGCAGGACUACGUUUGAGAAGAAACAAGUGUGUCUUUAUGGCUGAUGAAGUUGAAUAUCUUGGCUAUAGACUUGACAGUGAAGGUUUGCAUCCAGUGGAGAAAAAGAUUGCUGCAAUUCAGGAAGCUAAGGUCCCUGAAAAUGUGAAAGAAUUGAGAGCUUAUCUUGGUAUUCUGAACUACUACCAUAGAUUUCUACCCAAUCUGCCAGACACUCUCUCCCCCUUGUAAAAGUUGCUACAAAAAGAAAUGAAACGGUCAUGGAGUACAUCUCAACAAAAAGCGUUUGAGAAGUCGAAGAACUUGCUUCAGUCUUCGGAUGUCUUGAUUCAUUUUGACAGCUCCAAGCCACUUUUCCUGCAGUGUGAUGCAUCCCCCUACGGAGUAGGUGUUGUGUUGGCUCACCAACUGCUUGAUGGUUCGGAGAGACCUAUAAGUUUUGCUUCAAGGACACUGACUAAGGCGGAGCAGAAUUAUUCUCAACUUGAUCGUGAAGGACUGAGUGUGAUCUUUGGACUGCGAAAGUUUCAUAAGUUUUAUGUUUAUGGACGUCAUUUCCAGAUCGUGACAGAUCACAAGCCGUUGGUGUCAUUAUUCAAUGAGAAUAAUCCAGUGCCACAGAUGGUGUCUCCAAGAAUUCAGAGAUGGUCAGUGUUGUUGACUGCAUAUGACUAUAAAAUUGUACACAGGAAAGGUACACAGCAUACCAAUGCAGACGCAUUGAGCAGGUUGCCAGCGCCUGACUCAGGGAAGCCUAUGGAAGGGAUGACAGUCUUAAUGCUUCAGGAAUUGGACACGUGCCCUCUGAAGUCUACAGACAUAAGUAUCCAGACUGGCAAGGACUGAACAUUGUCUAUUGUUCGAGAAUUUGUGAUCCGAGGUUGCCCGCAGCGUGACAAGUUGGAUGACCACUAUGAGCCGUACUACAGAGUUCGUUCUGAACUCAGUGUGAUGGAUGGAUGCUUAUUGAGAGGUUCGAGGGUCAUCAUUCCAUUGAAACUCAGAUCUGUCAUAUUGUCAGAGUUGCAUCAGUCCCACCCAGGACUCACCAGGAUGAAGGGCUUGGCCCGAAGCUAUGUUUGGUGGCCGCAUCUAGAUGCUGACAUAGAAACAACAGUAAACAGUUGUGAUUCCUGCCAGGAAGACAGGAAAUGUCCAAGUGUAGCUCCCGUACACCCUUGGGAGUAUCCUUCUCAACCUUGGCAAAGACUGCAUAUGGAUUAUGCUGGUCCAUUCAUGGGUAGCAUGUUUCUUAUAGUGAUUGACGCCUAAUCCAAGUGGAUCGAAUGUGCACCUAUGUCAUCGUCAAAUGCAAAGGCUACAAUAAACCAGCUGCGUCGGAUGUUUGCAGCUUAUGGCAUACCAGAAAUUAUUGUAACUGAUAAUGCUACAGCUUUUGUUGGGGAAGAAUUUGCUACAUUUAUGUCCAGAAAUGGAGUUGAACAUGUGACAACAUCCCCUCAUCACCCGGCUGGGAAUGGCUUAGCAGAAAGGGCGGUUCAAAUAAUAAAAGAUGGAUAAAAGAAGACAACUGGUGACACAGUUGCAACUCAACUCCAUAGGUUACUGUUUUCUUAUAGAAUUACACCACAUUCUACAACUGGUGUAUCACCUUCAAUGUUGUUUCUUGGACGCAGAUUGCGUUCGCGAUUGGACUUGAUGUUUCCAAACCUUACCUCAAAGGUGAAAAAGAACCAGAGAAAACUUGUAGAUCAGUCAGCUCUAACGAAAUGUAGGGCAUUCCAAGUGAAUGACUCGGUGUGGGUUAAGAACUUUGCUUCAGGUCCAAAAUGGAUUAGUGGACAAGUUGAUAGUGUAACUGGUCCAUUGUCGUACAUCAUCAAGUUAACAGAUGGAAGAUUGGUCAGAAGGCAUGUGGAUCAUGUCAGACGCAGGAUGUCUUUAUCUUCACCCCGGAGGGACGUGAUUGAACGUUCAGACACUCCGCUAGAAUCGCAGUCUUCACGAAGGAAGGAGUAUGAAUCAGACUUACCUGACACAUCACAGGUAGAUUCCCAUGAGGAAAGUUUCCCAGGGAAUGUUUCAAGUGUACCAGAUAUGUCUGAACCGGGGGAGGAAACGCCGGUAGUGACAUCGCCUGUAGCACCCAUACUUCGUCGUUCAACCAGAGUGAAGCAGCAACCGUCUUAUCUGAGGGACUUUGUGUCAAAGUGACAUUUGAGUGAACUGUGACUGUCAUUUACAGUGAACUAUGUGUCAAGGUGGCAUUUGAUAUGGCUGUGAAUUACAGUUACUUGUAUCAGGACUAUAAUACUUCAGCAGGUUAUCAGUAUUGUUAUGUGUCGGAAAAAAACUCAGUUUAGUUGAAUUUCACUUUCUACUUUAACAAUGUUUUCAUUAUGACUGUAACUUGUCAAGUUAUCAGGGUUAUUAGUACUUUACAAGGGUCAGUGUACAUUGUUAGGUUACUUAUAAUUUAUGAAGUCCCGUAGACUGUGUUGUUUAUCAAAGAUUAUUUCUUUUGUUUCAAAGUAACUUAAAUUUAGGAGGGGCGGAUGUAAUAUCUGUAAUUGAAACGCAGUAGUUUUAAACUAGCUAGUGUAUAAUAUUAUGACAGGCCAACAGAUGUCCGCUCUUGUUAUGUGAUUAGUUACAGGUAAGCGCAAUCACGUGCUCUUAUGUAACAUGCGACAGUCUGAAUAAACAGCCGGUCAAGUGGCAGGCUCGUCUCCCUGCUCCCGCGUUUGUCGUUCCUCCCUGAGAACCCAACAGGACAUAAGGAUAUUUUGAAGACAUGCAUCAUUGCCAGCUUAGAACAGCACACCCAUCGACUGCAGCAGAUGCUACGUUCUGAGGAUGGGGCUAAAGUAAACAUAGAAGCAAUGAAGAAGACAUUGGGGCACAUGGAUGACUACCUGAUGCAAUGUUUCAGACAGAGGCAUGCUGAGUUCGACUGUGAAACUUGUGAAGAUCCCGACCCUGCGACAACCGGCAAUCAUGCCACUGUAAUCAAGAAGCUAUCACCUGUGCUCACCAAUGAUCUGCGGCUAGAGGGAACCCAUAUUCUUGACAGGCUACUUCAAGAAGAUGUCCUGUCUGAGGCAGGCAGGAGCAGUAUUCUCACUCACCCGUCUACUCAUGCAAAGAACGCAGCUUUCCUGAAGUUUUGCAAUGGCUGUACUUCUUCACAAUUCACGGCAACAAUUGUUCCUGCUCUAAAGGCAUGCAAUGAUGAAGUGAACACACAGUUAGCGUGUGAAAUUGAAAGGGAAUUGUCCCUCCUGCCUCAAAUUGUUCACGAUUCAAAGCGAUCUCUCUGCAAGUUCUGUAGUAUCCGGAGUAGGGUGAAUCUUCGCAGACUGGCUGACGUUAUGUAUCAGAUGAAUGCCAUAUCGGAUCAGCAGAGGGAAGACCUGUCAUCCCCCUACCUGUCACAUGAUAAAAAAAGGAAACAACUGGUGAAAAAAACAAAACAGUUUGCAUUGUCUCUGAAGAAGAAAUAUCCUGAACUUUACCAAGAUGUGCGAUGGACACCGUUCAGUGCACUGUGUUGCUCGUGUGAGGAUGUUAGCACCACUGUAAACACACACGAAGAAACUGAUAAUGAGUCAAGGGCACAUAUUGCAAGGUUAUCGGAUGUCGAAAGUGAUUUGGAGAAUACUGAGAUACACGCAAAACAGUUCAGUAGUGACUUGUUGAAACAAACAGGAGAAACAUUAUGGCAAGUUGGCAAAAUACACUACUGUAUCAGCCUGUCAGGAUGCAAUGCACGAUGGAACACUCAAUCUCCCGUUUGGUCACUGGGCUUUACGAAAUCACAACUCACUCAAAGUGUGAUGGUGUCGUACUUUCGGUGACAACUAGUUUUAAAUUCUGAGUGUCUUACCUUGACCUUUGUUGUCCCCACUUAACUGUUUCACAUACAUCCUUUGUGAUAAACAUGCAAUGUACUUUGUAGACCAGUGUAAAUAAAUCAGUUGUGUUUUGUUCUCUUACAUGUACGAUGAUUGUGCUGACUGGAAGCAUUCAGAUAAAAUGUUGUUUUCAUAUACUUAGUACCAUGAUGUAUUUUCCAUAUAUGAAUAUGUGUAAAUGUGAAAAAUAGCUGUAGCAGGUUGUAACUGAAGAUUCUGGUUUUGUGAUCAAUGAAGAUAGUGAGUUCA